This is a messenger RNA of Closterium sp. NIES-65, 486 nucleotides long. NCBI's taxonomy places the organism in Eukaryota, Viridiplantae, Streptophyta, Zygnematophyceae, Desmidiales, Closteriaceae. The record is from the annotation of a GenBank genome assembly.
AUGUCUACCCGCAUGCACCUCCCUCCCUCCCCCGCAUGCACCUCCCUCCCUCCCCCACAUGCACCUCCCUCCCUCCCCGGCAUGCACCUCCCUCCCUCCCCCGCAUGCACCUCCCUCCCUCCCCCGCAUGCACCUCCCUCCCUCCCCCGCAUGCACCUCCCUCCCUCCCCCGCAUGCACCUCCCUCCCUCCCCCGCAUGCACCUCCCUCCCUCCCCUGCAUGCACCUCCCUCCCUCCCCCACAUGCACCUCCCUCCCUCCCCCACAUGCACCUCCCUCCCUCCCUCCCCCACAUGCACCUCCCUCCCUCCCCCACAUGCACCUCCUGACAUUUAAGUCUCUCACACGCCACUCUACCUGUACGUCUCUCACUCACGCGCACCUCCCGCACAUGUACCUCCCGCACACACCACUCUACGCCGCUCUAGCUAGGGAGAUAAGAGAGGAUGAUGAGAAAGGAGAGGGGCAGAUGAGCGGAAGGAGAUAG